GUGGUUGUGGUUGUUGUGUAUGAAGAGUGUACCCAGCUGCGCUGUUUUGAAAAUAUGCACUCUGCUGAUCUGGUUGUUGGUAUUGUUGAAAUUGUGAGGCUGUAUUUGCAUUAGGGGUUGGGGUAGGAUACGUUUGAGAAGGUUGUUGCCAAUAGGGUUGAGUUUGGUUGACUUCUUGUCUGGUGGGUUGUUGUUGAGGGUGCCAUUGUUGAGGAGCUGACGAUUGCCACUGCAUAAAGUUUAAAAUUUAGACUACUUUGUUCUAUGAUUACGAUAUUAUACUGCAGAGACAAAUCAUUAUUAAUUUCUUGCAAAAUAUUCACCUAUCUACUGACCUAAAUAUUUUACAAACACCCUCAAUAAUCAAGCAAAAUUCUAAAAACCAAUGAAUAAUUCAUUAUAACUUGAAACUUUGGCCUAGAAAUCCCUAUAUUGGGCCCUUUUCAUUCCUCUUUUAUCCCAUCUUCUCCCUUGAACCCUCAAUUUAAAAGUGUCACAGGUCGAUACGCAGUGUCAUAUGAAUGUCAAUAAGAUGUACGCACUCGUAAGUUAAAUUUUAGUUAAAUUAUACGGCACAACUCACCCCACUAGCCACCAUGACGUCCAAACAAAAAUUACCAUGUUGCUGCAAAGGCAGUGGAAAUACGUACAAAAUUAUAAUGGUAAGACACGGAGAAUCGGAGUGGAAUCAAAAAAAUCUCUUUUGUGGAUGGUACAAUGCUGAUUUAAGUGCAAAAGGAGUUCAAGAAGCGCAAAGUGCUGGCAAAGCUUUAAAGCAGGCUGGUCAUAAGUUCGAUUUAGCUUACACAUCAGUGUUGAUGCGAGCCAAUAAAACUUUGGAUGCUAUUUUAAAGGAACUAGGUCAACAAAAUAUUCCUAUUCAAAAAACUUGGAGAUUAAACGAAAGGCAUUACGGUGGCCUUACUGGAUUGAAUAAAUUAGAUACUGUAGCUAAAUAUGGAGAAGAGCAAGUUGCAAUUUGGAGAAGAAGCUUCAACGUUCCGCCACCAGCAAUAACACCAGAAAACCCUUACUAUGAUCACAUAAUAAACGAUCCAAUUUAUAAUGAUGGUCCUGCAAAAAACGAAUUUCCUAUGUUUGAAUCUUUGGAGUUGACAAUAAAAAGAACUUUGCCUUUUUGGAAUGACGUUAUUGUGCCGCAAAUUAAGACUGGAAAAUUCAUUUUAAUUGCUGCUCACGGUAACAGUUUGAGAGGCUUGGUGAAGCAUUUGGAUAACAUGAGUAAUGAGGAGAUUAUGCAACUCAAUUUGCCCACUGGUAUUCCUUUUAUGUAUACUUUGAACAAAAGUAGUCUGAAGCCAGUUGAAGGAGGCAGUCUUCAAUUUUUAGGCGAUCCGGAAACAGUGAGAAAGGCCAUGGAAGACGUUGCCAAUCAAAUUAAAAAGAAAUGAGACAAUUUUUUAAUUAAUAAAUGGAAUUUUUGAAUCUUAA
Molecule: messenger RNA, 1452 nt
Organism: Ceutorhynchus assimilis (cabbage seed weevil)
Lineage: Eukaryota; Metazoa; Arthropoda; Insecta; Coleoptera; Curculionidae
Source: the annotation of a GenBank genome assembly